GCACUGACGCAGCGCAACGCACUGAUGGGGCCUCGUCCCGAUGCGUUGUUCCGUUGCAAACGCAACGCACUAAUGGGGCCUCGCUUCUAAAUCAUCCUCAAAAAAUGUAUCGUAUCGUUUUGUUUAAUUUAAAAUAUGUUUCGAAAUACCCUCGUAUUUAAAAAGGAGCUAGAAAUCACAAAAUAUACUGGUAUUUCAAAAAGAAGAGGACAAUGCAAUUUGACGUGAGACGUGACGUGACAUUUGUUGAUAAAUUUUUUGUUUUCAGAAAUGUUUUUUAUAUUAUCAUUCUUAUCUUUUCAAGUAUAGAAUAUAGUUGAUUAGAAUAGUUCAAUUCGAGAUAAUAGGUGAAUAUAAUUAUCCUAAAACCAGAAAAUAUGACAAUGGGAGAUGAAACUCCAGUGACAACAUUAAUACUGCCAGUAUUAAUACGCCCUAUUUUAUCAGAGUUGGAGAAGCAAGAUGUUUCAGCAUCACAGACACUUCGUUCUGCCCUCACAAAGGCAGAAGCUUCCCAUCCGGGACUUACAUAUGAUUUUAUUAUGGGCAUUUUACGAAAAGGUGAUCUAACUGUGAACAUGAAUGAGAGUAUCUUACGUUUACAAGGAGCUGUAUCAGAUUCUGAUGUUGUUGAAUACCGUCUAACUCGUUCGGAAGAUGCAUUUCAAGAAUUAAACAGAAAAUCAGCAGCUCUGAAAAGGAUACUCAGCAGAAUUCCAGAUGAAAUAACUGACCGGAAAACGUUUUUGGAAACCAUAAAGGAAAUUGCCAGUGCUAUAAAGAAGUUACUAGACGCUGUGAAUGCCGUAAAUGGUUUCAUUCCAGGUACAACUGGAAAACAGUCGUUAGAACAGCGAAAACGAGAAUUUGUCAAGUAUUCCAAAAAGUUUAGUAAUACAUUAAAAGAAUAUUUUAAAGAAGGACAUGCCAAUGCAGUAUUUGUUAGUGCCCUAUAUCUAAUUCACCAGACUAAUAUGAUAAUAACUACAGUAAAGAGCAAGUGUGAAUAGGAAAUGGGAUAGAGAAAAUAUAAUGAUCUCUUUCUGUUAACAGUUCAAAUUAGCAAAUGACUAUGCAAGCGAUGGCAGGUUAAAUAAAAUCAAUAGUUCCUUCAUUUAUCCAUAAAUCGAUUGUGUGUGCUUUUUGUGUAUUGUAGAAAUAUUAAAAUUUGUAUUAUAGUUAUUGUUAUUACAAAAUUAUGCUAAAAUAUAGGUUGGUCCAUAUAUUCAAUAAACAAUUCAAAAUAAUAAUUGCUCAGGACUAAUAAGACAUACAAUUACUAGUUGGCACUAGAAGAAACCUAGGUCAUAACAAUGGGAGAUUCCAUAUUUUAAAAGAAAAUAUCUAGUUUUGUUUCUUCUGCGAAUGUUCCUAUUAUAUUUUUGUUUUUGAUCGACUCCCAAGAUUUUUUUUAUAAAUAUUCUUAGUUAUAGUGUGUGUACCUAUUUACAUUUAGCAGGUUAUUUAGCAAUUUUUAUGGCUGCAGUGUUGUCAGGUACUGCAAAGGUACUGUAAUAAGAAACUGUAAGAAAUAUUUACUAUUGUGAACAUUUUUGGUUAUUAAAGUGUUUUGGAUGACACAAGGGAAAACCUAAGCGGACUCGUACAUCAAAGUAAUAUCCAAACGCAACAUGAAACACAGGGUUAACAUCAGGGUGGCCACGUCAGUUUUUAUUUCUUCAGUAGUUUUGCUUUCAAAAAAUCAGUAGAAACCAGUAGUUUUUAAGCCUUGUAUAAUACAGUAAAAUCUGUGUUAACGGCCACCUGUCAAAAUCGCCCACCUGUACUAACGGCUAGUUUCAAAAUAACGGCCCCUUUAAAAAUUCUCCAAAUCAAUUAUGUAUGUAGAUUUCCUUAUUUUUGACCUGGUAUUUACGGCCACCUUUAUAAUACGGACGCAGCCAAAUAAUCUCAUAUUAUAUUUUAAAGCCUUCAUAGAAGUUGACCUGUUAAGCUUGUCUAAUUAAUUAUUAAUAAUAAUUUCUGAUUAAUAUAUUAAAAUUUAUUAAACGUAAUUAAUUAAAACGUAAAAUAAAUCUGCAAAAAUAUACAGGGUGUCCCAUUUAAAUUAAAUAAGUUGAGGGUAUUUCUGGUGAAACUGGUGUAGUAACAAAAAAUAUGGCGUCAGAUGCUUUCAGUGUCAUUGUACUUGCAUGCAAUGGCGUCUUCUUUAUUUCAAAGAUAUUUAGUAGGUUUCAUUCUUCAACGCAACCCUGUAUAAACAAAAUCAAAGCUUGACUAUCCUAUACGAAGACUGUUAUUUUAUGAUAGAGCACAUCGAUUUACCAUUAUUUAUUGGUUUGUAUUUUGCCUGCCAUUCUAUUUUAUCAUAGUUACUUCCUUAUAAAUUCCUAGGAGAUUUAUUAAUUUUAGUUGUGACUUUAUUUGUAAUAAAUUUUUAAAUAGGUUAAUAACAAUAUACACCCUUCGAAAGAUGUUUCUUUCUUUUUUUGGUUAAGGUUUAGAGUAUUAUUACAAAUUAUUAUUAAGAAAAUAUGUAAUAUAUGUUAUGAAAUAUAUAAUGUUGUUAUGACACACGUAUUGUGUUGAUUAAUUGUAAAAAAUACAAAUGAGCGAAAUAAAGUAACUUUAAAUUUUA
Molecule: messenger RNA, 2599 nt
Organism: Diabrotica virgifera virgifera (western corn rootworm)
Lineage: Eukaryota; Metazoa; Arthropoda; Insecta; Coleoptera; Chrysomelidae
Gene: Ccm3
Product: programmed cell death protein 10
Exons: 5
Coding region: 378-1010 (210 amino acids)
Biological process (GO): positive regulation of MAP kinase activity; regulation of Golgi organization
Cellular component (GO): Golgi apparatus; FAR/SIP/STRIPAK complex
Molecular function (GO): protein kinase binding
Source: RefSeq, a predicted model, not a curated record